Oppiella nova is the source of this 541-nucleotide messenger RNA. The record is from the annotation of a GenBank genome assembly. Lineage: Eukaryota; Metazoa; Arthropoda; Arachnida; Sarcoptiformes; Oppiidae.
AAAGGAUUACUCGACGGAAGGGAUGAGUGAUUCAAAUCUGGCAUUACUUCAGAACUUAAGGGAAUUUGGUUUAGUUUAUCAAAGAAAACGAAAAGACGGCAGAUUUUAUCCGACAAGACUUGCCAUUAAUCUCGUGAGUGGUCUCAAAGACACAUCGCUUCACAGCAAAAGAUCUGGUUUUAUAAUAGUUGAGACCAACUAUAGGGUCUACGCUUACACUGACUCAACCAUUCAGAUCGCAUUACUGGCCAUUUUCACUGAAAUGCAGUACCGGUUCCCGAAGUUUGUGUUGGGAGUGAUCACCCGAGAGAGCCUCCACAACCAGAACCCCAUAAUUCCCGGCACUGUUGUCGACCAGAUAUCCCUUUGGGAGCAGGAGAGGGACCGACUUAUCUAUAAAGACGGUGUUCUUUACAGUCAAUUCAAUUCGCAGCCGGACUUUGAUUUACUCAAGAAAUACGCGAACGAUCUGGGUGUUCUCAUUUGGAGUAAUCCUCAACGNGGCGUGUGUAUAGGAUCUGGGUGUUCUCAUUUGGAGUAA